AUGGAUAUCCAGUACCAAUAUCCGGCUCCGGCCCCUGUCCCUAGCUCUGCUCCGUACUACUCCCAGCAGUCUCAGCAACCACAUCAGCAGCCAUAUGAUCACUACUAUUAUGGUCAUGCAGAUCAUGAAGGAUAUCCCAGCAGCAACGCACACUACAGCAACACAGAGUAUGAUAUCCACAGCAGUAAGCAAGCAAGCCCAUCCCCUUUUAAUAACGGCAACAGCAACGAAGGCAACAUCAACAAUGAAUUGGAUGCCGCAAAUGACGGCCAGACCUCCAAGGCACACAAAGGCAAGAUCUUCCAGUGCACUGGCUUUGGCGACUGCCGCAUGGUGUUUACUCGGAGUGAACACCUCGCUCGUCAUGCUCGAAAGCAUACUGGCGAAAAGCCCUUCCAGUGCGUAGUCGAGGGAUGCACGCGAAUGUUUAGUCGAUUUGACAACAUGGUGCAGCACACCCAGACCCAUACCAAGGGUGCCCAUCCAGAGACC
Gamsiella multidivaricata is the source of this 492-nucleotide messenger RNA. RefSeq lists its product as uncharacterized. Gene Ontology annotation, molecular function: RNA polymerase II cis-regulatory region sequence-specific DNA binding; DNA-binding transcription factor activity, RNA polymerase II-specific. NCBI's taxonomy places the organism in Eukaryota, Fungi, Mortierellomycota, Mortierellomycetes, Mortierellales, Mortierellaceae. The annotation marks the transcript as partial. The record is from RefSeq and is a predicted model, not a curated record. The transcript is spliced from 2 exons. Gene Ontology annotation, biological process: regulation of transcription by RNA polymerase II.